AUGACAAGGGCUGGGGAUGUGGUUCUGCUGUUGCUCGCUUUGUCCGUGUCUCGCCCGGGCGCAGUCGGCGGCUACGGGAUGAGCCUGUUCGCAGCGCAGACCUCUCCCCCGGACCCCUGCUACGACGAGCACGGCAACCCGCGGCGCUGCAUCCCGGACUUCGUCAACUCCGCCUUCGGGAAGGAAGUAAGCGUGUCGAGCACCUGCGGCAAGACGCCCGGCCGCUACUGCGUGGUGACAUCCGCGGAGAAGGGAGACGAGAGGACCAGGAACUGUCACACCUGUGACGCGUCGGACCCCAAGAAGUAUCACCCGCCCGCGUAUCUGACGGAUCUCAACAACCCUCACAACCUCACCUGCUGGCAGUCCGAGAACUUCAUCCAGUUCCCGCUAAAUGUCACGCUUACCCUGUCCCUUGGCAAGAAGUUUGAAGUCACGUACGUGAGCCUCCAGUUCUGCUCCCCGCGUCCCGAGUCCAUGGCCAUAUACAAAUCCAUGGACAACGGGAAAACGUGGGUCGCCUUUCAGUUUUACUCCGCUCAGUGCAGGAAGAUGUACAACAAACCCAACAGGGCCGUUAUCACGAAACAGAACGAGCAGGAGGCCGUUUGCACGGACUCCCACACUGACAUGUACCCCCUGACCGGCGGCCUGAUCGCUUUCAGUACGCUGGACGGCAGACCGUCGGCGCACGACUUCGACAACUCCCCGGUGCUACAGGACUGGGUCACGGCCACGGACAUUAAGGUGAUCUUCAGUCGCCUGCACACGUUCGGCGACGAGAACGAAGACGACUCGGAGCUGGCCCGGGACUCCUACUUCUACGCCGUGUCGGACCUGCAGGUCGGAGGGAGAUGUAAAUGCAACGGACACGCGUCCCGGUGCGUAAAGGACCGCGACGGGAGCCUGGUGUGCGACUGUAAACACAACACCGCCGGGCCGGAGUGCGACAGGUGCAAACCUUUUCACUACGACAGACCGUGGCAAAGAGCCACAGCCAGGGAGGCCAACGAGUGCGUCGGUAAGUCCCAACAAGUGUGUGAUGCUGAGUGA
This is a messenger RNA of Menidia menidia (Atlantic silverside), 1053 nucleotides long. NCBI's taxonomy places the organism in Eukaryota, Metazoa, Chordata, Actinopteri, Atheriniformes, Atherinopsidae. The record is from the annotation of a GenBank genome assembly.